This is a messenger RNA of Dentiscutata erythropus, 3288 nucleotides long. Lineage: Eukaryota; Fungi; Glomeromycota; Glomeromycetes; Diversisporales; Gigasporaceae. The record is from the annotation of a GenBank genome assembly.
AUGGCCACUGCUGUGCAAUCUAUGCCGAAUCAUUCGGAAGAAACCGAGGUUGUUGAAUACACUGAAACUACCACUACUGUUGAGGUUGUACAAUUGAAGGUGGAUGAAGUGGAUGAGGCUGUUAGUGAAAAGGAAAAGAAGUCCCUCGCCGGUGUAACUUCGGACCAUAAUGAACAUGCUGAUGCUGAAAAGACCGCGGAAAAAGCUGAGAACGUUAAUGAACACGCGGAAAAGCAUACCGAACAUACUUUACUAGCGGAAAAUCAGCUUGUUGACCAUCCUGAAGAAUUUGAUUCAAAAUCGAACAAGGAUACGAAAGGUUCGAAUGGUUUGGACCAGACAGCUGAUCCAUUGACCCCUCCAAAAAGUCCCGUAGAUGAAAAAGAUAAAUCUGAUAAAAAAGUUGCGAGCUCCAAAAUAGCUACGACUGGUAACAAAACGGUCAAAACUGCUGUGUCAGCAUCUAAACCUGGUACAAUUAAGAAAACACCUACUGCAAAUUCGACUAGUGCCAAACCUCGUGCACGCAGUCCAUCAGUUAGCAAAGCAAACCCUUCUACGUUAUCAAAACCUCCGGCAACACGUACUCCUAGUACUUCCAGCGCGACAAGGGCCCCGAUCACCACUAAACAACCAAGUAGCCCUACUGUAUUAAAAACGCCAAGUAUUUCGUCCAAGUCUGGUGCUAACGUUCCGGCGAAGAACGCUGCUCAAAAAACUGCUGCUGUUAAAACACCUACCACUACCACUGCUGCGGCAAAAGCAACUGUUACAUCUCCGAAAACCCCUACUCGGAAAGCUACUACCGUCACUACUGCCGCUCCAAAAAAAACACCCGCUGCUGUUCCUACUACCCCUCCUGGCAAGGUAGCUAUUGGUUCCACUCCCGCUUCAAAGAAUAAAGUUGCUCCAUCGGCCAAUCAUACAGCAUCUAAAAGUACUGGUUCGGCCGCAGACAAUAGUUACAAAGAAAAGAAUGAAGAGCUCACAAAAUUAAUUGAAGAAAAAGAUAAGAUAUUGAAAUCUUGUCAAGAUGAAUUGGAAGAACUAAAAGCUCAACUAGCGAAAAAAAAUGAGAUUAAUGAGUCUGUUGAGCGAGAUGCACACAACUUGGAAGAAUUGAAAAAAGCUCAUGAAGAGGAAACUCAAAAAAUUCAAAAAGAAAAAGAUGAAGCCAUAUUAUCAAAAGAAAAGGAGAUAGAAGAUCUUAAGAAAGAAAUUGAAUGUUUGAAGGAGGAUCUUGCAAAAUUCCAAGAAGAAGGAAAUAAUGAGAGAAUUUCCCGUGAAGAGCACGCUAAAAUUCUCGAUCAAGUUAAAGAUGAGCACGCUAAAGUUAUCGAUCAAGUUAAUGAUAAACACCUAAAAGAAAUUGCUGAAUUUAAAGAUAAAUACGAAAAAGAAGUUUCUGAAGUUAAAGAUAAACACGAAAAAGAAAUUGCUGAAGUUAAAGAUAAACAUGAAAAAGAAAUUUCUGAAUUAGCUGAGAAAGUUAAAGAUGAAUUUAAUGAUAAACACGAAAAAGAGAUUGCUGAAGUUAAAGAUAAACAUGAAAAAGAAAUUGCUGAAGUUAAAGAUAAACACGAAAAAGAAAUUGCUGAAUUGGUUGAGAAAGCUAAAGAUGGUGAAAAGGCUGCUGAAGAACUUGAGUCUGUCAAAAAUAACCUUGAAGAAAUAAAAAUGUCUACACAAGGAGAAACUGUUGUUGCUUACGAAACAAUGAAAGUAAAAUAUCUCGAUGAAAUUGCUGAACUCAAGGAUUCUCAUACUAAGGAAUUGAAAAGCAUUGAAUCUGCACAUGAAAUAGAGAUUGAGAAAGCAAAGAAUGAAGUCCAGGAAGCUCUUAUGAUCCAACAUAAUGAAGAAAUUGAGAAGCUUGAACAAACACAUGAUAAAGAAUUAAAUUCAAUUAGACUCAAUCUUGAAACCAAAAAUGACGCAGCCGUUCAAGAACUCUCAGCCCUUAGGUCUCAGCAUUCUCAAGCAAUAGAAGACCUUAAAUCACAGCACUCUCGAGAAAUAGAAGAACUUAAAUCCCAUCAUACCCAAGAAAUUGAAACUCUAAAGGCAUCAGCUGAUGAAGGCCUUGUACAAAAAUAUGAAACUCAAUUAUCAACCUUACAAAGUUUGGCACAAAAGAGAGAAUCCGAAUUAGAAGAAUUAAAAGGAAUCCAUGUUUCCACGGUAGAGAAAUUGAAGACCGAUUAUGAAGCUCAGUUCGAAGCAUUAAGGGUUGAAAUUGAAAAAACUCAAGACUCCCCUUCAACAGGCAUUGAGGAAUUAAAAGUUCAUCAUGCUCAUGAACUUGAUGACCUGAAAUCUACCCAUGCAAAGGAAAUUGAAGAAUUGAAAAUUCAAUACGAAGAAAAACAAAAAAAAUUGGAAGAUGAGCAUUCCCGAUCCCUCAAUGACCUUCGAGAGACUCAUAGCAAGGAUAUGCAAGAAAUCAUCACAAAUCUUGAAAAAGAAGUAAAAAAUAAGGAGGAAAUUUUAACGAUGGAAAAUGAAACGCUUAAAAAGGAAAAUAAGGAAUUGUCAGAAAAGGUUGAACUUUCAAAACAAAAUGUUGAUUCUCAUACUUCAACAUUAGAAGUGUUGAAACAAGAAAAUCAAAAGGAAAUAGAGCAACGUACCGCAUUACAAACUUCUUUAGAUGAGAAAAAUCGUGAGAACGAAGAGAUGAACAUACAAGUUACUACAUUCAAACAGAAAAUCAAGGAAUACGAAGAACAAAUUGAAGAAUUCAAUGGACAUAUUACUUCGUUGCAUGAAAGUAAUCAGAGUUGUGAGAAGUUUUACAAUGAAGAAAUAACGAAGAUUAAAGAGUCAUAUGAAAAAAGAAUUGCUGAAUAUGAAGCUGAACAGCUAAAGGACGCGAGCGCAUCAAAAGAAGGAUCCACUGAAGCACUACAACACGAGUACAAUCAAAAGAUUGAUGAACUCGAAUUGGCACAUGCUCGUGAAGUUAAAGAAAAGACAGAUGAACUCGAAUUACUCAAAGAAAAGAUUGAUGAACUCGAAUUGGCACAUGCUCGUGAACUUAAAGAAAAGGUUGAUGAACUUGAAUUGGCACAUGCUCGUGAACUUGCGGAAAAAGAGGAAGAGGUAAAGACUAAAGCUAUGGAAAAUAAAUGGCUUGAAGACGAAAAUGAUCAACAUGAUGCAAAGGCUAAAUCAUUGAAUAAAGAGUUAGAUGUGCUUCGUAAAGAAAACGAACAAUUGAAAGAUGAAAAUACUCGGAUGCUUGAGUUGAUUCAUAAGUAUCAAGAACAACUACUUCCUAAAAAUUAA